Molecule: messenger RNA, 426 nt
Organism: Enterospora canceri
Lineage: Eukaryota; Fungi; Microsporidia; Enterocytozoonidae
Source: the annotation of a GenBank genome assembly
AUGGCAAUGGUUGUUAUAGUUGGUGACACGCCUGCUGCGGCAGUAUGUGCGAUCUACUUGAAGACAGCAAAUAUUGAAACAGUUCUACUACGAAGCAAAUCAGGAUACGAAUACACCUGUACAGCAGUAGCAUGCGUAGAUGACUUGGACAACUUCACCAGUAACACGUUCAAACAAGUUGAAUACCUGGGAGUGCCAGUGAUGGAGGAGACUGUUGCAUCAAUUACCAAAAAAGACGAUCAUUUUCUAAUUAAAACAGGUGAGACUGAACAUGUGGCAACUGUGGUAGUUAGUGAGACUGACCUAUUUGGGUUAUCAGGGACAGCAAACUACCACGUCAUUCUUGGGGGAGAGAAGAAGAGUGAGGCCAUUCUUCUGGCUGCAGAAGGGUGUAAGACAGCAUUCAGAAUCAAGGAAUCACUGUGA